UCGGCACACUGUACGUGUUUUCCAAUGAUUGAUUCCUCAGAUCCAUCAUUUGUUUUACUGUGUUAUAGUGAUACAUUAAAACAGAGAAACAAAAGGAAUAAUAUGAACAAUGUGACAGAGAUUUCCUCUCUUAUUCUUGUGGGUCUAUCAGACCAUCCACCGACCAUGAAUGCACUUUUUGUGUCCUUCCUUCUCAUCUAUCUGAUGACUCUUAUCACAAACCUUCUUAUUUUUUUCUUGGUCCUCACUGACUACAAUCUGCACAACCCAAUGUAUUUUUUUCUUGCCAACUUGGCAUUUCUGGACAUGUCCUAUUCAUCAGUGACGGCACCAAGGAUGCUCUUUGAUUUGGUCACAAAAAGCCGAUCAAUAUCCAUUCCUGCCUGUAUAGCCCAAGUCUUCUUUUACCUCUCCUUUGUUUGCUCAGAAACUUUAUUGCUCUCGGCUAUGUCCUACGAUCGCUACAUUGCCAUCUGCCACCCCCUACAUUACAAACUAAUUAUGUCUUGGAGGGUCUGUACUUGUAUGGCCUCUCUGGUCUGGGUUGGAGGAUGUUCUGUCUCUUUGGUUCAUACUUUAUUUUUGCUCAGGUUGUCCUUCUGCAGAACAUCUUCCAUCCACAACUUCUUCUGUGACCUUCCACACUUAUAUCAAAUUUCAUGUAGUGACCCCUUCAUAAACAUGGUGGUCUUAUUCCUAGAAAGUGCCAUUCUUGGAUUGGGAAUCUUUCUUAUGACCUUUCUUCCCUAUGUCUAUAUUUUUAGUACUAUCCUUAGAAUCCGUAGCAAGACUGGAAAGAGGAAAGCCUUCUCCACCUGCACAUCACAUAUUACGGUGGUCUCCAUCUUUUAUGGCUCCAUCAUUUUUAUUUACUUGGUCCCCACCUCCAGCGAUAUGAUCAGUUUAAACAGACUGUCUACAGUCAUAUCUGCCCUCAUUAACCCAUUGCUGAAUCCUCUGAUCUACAGCCUGAGGAACAAAGAUCUCAUGGAGGCACUUAUGAGGUCUUAUUAUCACUUAAAGUUAAUCCGGGCAUCAUUCUGAAAACAUCAUUAUGAAAUGUGAAAUGUUUUGGUAUUUCUGUGAUAUUAUUCAUUGACUAAAAAUCUCAGUAAUGUCCUUUAUGAAAUGUAAACAUGUCAGGAACUCAUAGCUUUACUUACCCUCAGGGCCGGCACCAGCAUAAGGUGGUUUAGGCAGAAUUAGGUAAAAUGCACCUUCACCUGUAUAGACAAAAUCCUUGUACCGACCCCCUACUUACCCUUGUAUGACUGGGACCAUUGUAACCAACAGACCAAAAGUAGCAGUUCCAGUAUGCUUUAAUGCUUUAAUUAUCCUCCGUCUUACUUCUUUGACCUGGCCUCUCAGCUGUCGGUUUAUUGCCAGCUCCUAUCUCUCCACAGUCACCCACCUGUUGAGGAUUUCCUGCUCGUCAGUCCUGCUUACAUAAGCCAUCCGGCCCAGAUGAUCUCUGCCUUCACCUGGUCAACGUCACAGAGACUAUCGCCUGCAUUUCUGUUAAAGACUUGCUUGGCUGAUGGUCC
Rana temporaria (common frog) is the source of this 1544-nucleotide messenger RNA. Its product is annotated as olfactory receptor 1G1-like. Bases 25 to 1044 code for a protein of 339 amino acids. Gene Ontology annotation, molecular function: G protein-coupled receptor activity; olfactory receptor activity. Lineage: Eukaryota; Metazoa; Chordata; Amphibia; Anura; Ranidae. The record is from RefSeq and is a predicted model, not a curated record. Gene Ontology annotation, cellular component: membrane. Gene Ontology annotation, biological process: G protein-coupled receptor signaling pathway. The transcript has a single exon.